CAACGAGACCGGAAACCGACCGAUCAAGCAAAGGCAACAACAACAAACAACCCAAACACACACACAAACUAACUCAAACCCCAAAACAUCACCAAGAUGUCAUACUCAGGCAGACGCUCUUCCUCAUCCCGCUACUCCUCCAGCGGCCGCAGCGGCACUUACUUCUCUUCCGGAGGCGGCGGCGGUACCUACUCCUCUUCCUCCGGCGGCGGCGGCGGCGGCGGCUCCUCCAGCAACGACUACAUCCCGACGGCUGGCUACGGCAGCGAAACCCCCACUUACACCGUGACCUCUGGCGGCAGCGGAGGGUCCUACUACACCUCUUCUACCUCCGGCCAGUCUGGCUACUCCGGCUCUGAGCCUCCGUCCUACUACUCCUCCUCCGGCUCCGGCGGCGGCGGUGCUCCUCCGUCUUACUACUCCUCUACCUCCGGCGGCGGUGGCGGUGGUGGUGGUGGUUACUCCGGCUACAUCCCUAACCCGAACAACUACGGCCCCGACACGCCCAGUUACACCGCGACUAGCGGCGGCGCCGGCCAUUCCUACUACUCUUCUUCUACGAGCGGCCAGUCUGGCUACUCGGGGUCUAAUCCUCCGUCUUACUACUCCUCCUCCGGCGGCGGCGGUGGUGGCUCUUCGUCUGGUGGUGGUAGCUCCGGGUACUCUGGUGGCUCUUCUUCGGGACGUGGUUCGUCCAGCUACUCGGGCGGUGGCGGUGGCUCGUCUAGCUACUCGGGCGGUGGCGGUUCGUCGUAUUACUCCAGCCGCUAAGUGGGGUGAUUGGUAGAC
Messenger RNA from Neurospora tetraspora, 789 nucleotides. RefSeq lists its product as uncharacterized. The transcript has a single exon. The record is from RefSeq and is a predicted model, not a curated record. The coding region runs from base 97 to 771 and encodes 224 amino acids. NCBI's taxonomy places the organism in Eukaryota, Fungi, Ascomycota, Sordariomycetes, Sordariales, Sordariaceae.